This is a messenger RNA of Colletotrichum spaethianum, 975 nucleotides long. RefSeq lists its product as uncharacterized. The coding region runs from base 1 to 975 and encodes 324 amino acids. The record is from RefSeq and is a predicted model, not a curated record. Lineage: Eukaryota; Fungi; Ascomycota; Sordariomycetes; Glomerellales; Glomerellaceae. The transcript is spliced from 2 exons.
AUGGACCCCGAUGUCUGCCGGAACUGUGGCCACAGCGGCAAGCACAUCGAUUUCCAGGACUUCCGAUGCGCAAUCACGGAGCGUGAUGACGCCGAGCGCGACAAGCUCCAGGCCGACGCGGCCCUUGAGCGGGCGCGCCAGCUAUGCGAGUCGUCGCUGUCGCUCAUGAAGAGGCAGAUGCAAGAGCUCGAGGACGCCAACGCCGCCAUCGAGGCGCUAUCUCGCGCACUAACUGCCGCGGAAGAUCGGAGAGAGCGUAUCCGUCGCGAUCUCGGCACGCACGGUGAUGUCUGUCUCACUGCGAGGUCGAAUCUGGAGGCGGCGGAGGAGAUGGCCAUCUCGGCUGCUGGGAAGUACUUCGAGGCUGGGCGGGCUGUGACCGCGCUAGAGGAGAGGGAACAGCUCUCGCCUAACGUACGAAUCGAAGAGGCGCCGCCGAUGGAGGAGUUGGACGACGGAGAGGAGGUACGGGAGCCCAACGACCGGAAAUGGCAGAGGUCGAAUGAGCGCUUCUGCAAGUGGCUGAGGCAGUCGGAGGCGCAGCGGCAGAUCAUGAAGUCUUCGUGGACGAAGCUGAGAGUCGCAGAAAGGCUGGCCAGCGAGAGCGUCGACGACGAGGAGCUCGCAAGGCGGAAUAGAGUCCAGGAAUGGACGGCGGCGCGGCGGCUCACCGACCAGCUCCCUCCCGAGGAAGAUCCCACGCUGGAGACGGAGUAUCUUGAGUCGGAACCUACAGAGUCUGCAAAAGCAAGCUCCGGCCCCGGCACCAGCUCCCUCUCCGUCAAAGACUGCUCCCACACGCCGUGCACCAGCUUCGAGGACAAGGGCAAAAACAAGCAAGGGGGCCACCACAGCACAAGCGACCCCACCAACCCCCGCAGCCGGCCGGCCACUACGGACUGCGCGAAGGGUGGAGAGCCAGACUCGGUCAGAGCCGAUGAGACCGAUGACGACGAGGGUGAAGAAGGAGACUAA